Saccharomyces eubayanus is the source of this 1774-nucleotide messenger RNA. RefSeq lists its product as uncharacterized. The transcript has a single exon. NCBI's taxonomy places the organism in Eukaryota, Fungi, Ascomycota, Saccharomycetes, Saccharomycetales, Saccharomycetaceae. The annotation marks the transcript as partial. The record is from RefSeq and is a predicted model, not a curated record.
AUGAGAGGUUUGACCCUUAUUACGCUAACUUUAGCGAACAUUGUUUUGGCUCUAGAUGUCACAGGGAAGAGCAAAACAAUCACAACCUCGACAAACUACAAUGAAAAAGUCACUAUUGAUAAAGGUGUUUAUUUAGGCCUCGUGGGAGGUAAUUAUCACAAUUUUUUUUCAGAUCUUACUGUCCAUGGUGGUCUCUAUGUGAGUACCGAUGACUCUACGGUAGGAAAAAACAACCAGUUGAAAGGAAGCUUUAAAAAUGAUUUUAAUACCGUCAUAGACUUGGAAGACGAUACCAGGUCAAAUGCAUUUUUAUGGGAAGGUAGUUCAUUCCAGAACAUGGGAAACAUGAGUAUGAGAGGCACACCAUAUGCUUCUAGUAAGUCCCAGAGUUUGAAAUUUUCUUCGUUCAGUAAUUCUGGAUUCCUACAAUUUUUUGAUACCGGCUAUCUGCAGUUUGGUAAAGAAGAUGGUACUAUAAGAAAUACCGGUACCAUAGCCGGCCAAUCCGAUCAAUCAAAUCACAUGUAUCUUAUACCGCAGACUAGUAUGGUAGGUAACGGGUGUCUCUGGGUGGGUAGUUACUGUAUUUUUUAUAUCGAAGAUUUGGAUAACAUAACAGUGGAGGACCAGACCAUCGUUUUGUCAUCAGAUCCUAAUGCCAUAGUAUUAGGAGGUUCUACAGACCCUUUUAGUAAGAAUCCCCCAGUUACUUCGUUAAAAAUCAGAAACUUUAAUAGUAAGACCUCAAUUUGGUUCCACGAUAGUAAUCCAAAAAUUACAUCAUUUUCCAAUGGAAUAUUAACCGUAGCAACCGUAGGUCGUACAUAUAAAUUAGAUGUUGGAUCUGGAUAUUCAAGUGAUCAAUUUACCAUGACCUACACUCAGGUUACUACCCAACUGUGGCAGAACGGCAGACCAUUCAGUGGUGGUGUCUUACGUACUAAAGCAGAGAAGAGAACACUAUCAGGGUAUCCUGGAUGUAUUCCUCCUCAACCGAUUCCUGACUUUAAAAGUUUCCAAAGACUUCCAAUCGGUAAGAAAAACUGUCAUUCAAGUGCUAAAUCUUCAAUUACCUCCUCUACUAAAGCGUCCAGUCACACUAUGAGCACUUCUUUGAGUAGUAGCGUACAACAAUCUAGCAGUACGUCUGUAGGUCACUCCUCGGGUACGAGUAGACAAGAGGUGAGCUCCUCUCUAUUUUCUUCGAGCACGGCCGGCCAACCUGCAACUGAUCAUUUUAGUAUUUCCACGAGUGAAUCUUCCACUGGCAUUGUUGGCCAGUCCUCAAGCGCUGCUGCCACUGAAACUUCCACUAGCGUAUUCACUCCAUCAUCAAGCAUUGUUGCCACUGAAUCUUCCACUAGCUCUGUUGGCCAGUCCUCAAGCGCUGUUGCCACUGACGCUUCUACUAGCGCAUUCAACCCAUCAUCAAGCACUGUUUCCACUGAAACUUCUUCUAGCGUAUUCACUCCAUCAUCAAGCAUUGUUGCCACUGAAGCAUCUUCUAGCGUAUUCACUCCAUCUUCAAGCAUUGUUGCCACUGAAUCUUCUACUAGCUCUGUUAGCCAGUCCUCAAGCGCUGUUGCCACUGAAGCUUCCACUAGCUCUGUUAGCCAGUCCUCAAGCACUGUUUCCACUGACGCUUCUUCUAGCGCAUACAACCCAUCAUCAAGCACUGGUGCCACUGAAUCUUCUACUAGCUCUGUUAGCCAGUCCUCAAGCACUGUUGCAACUGAAGCUUCCACUAGCUCUGUUAGCCAGUCCUCAAGCACUG